CCACAACAUCUUCCCAGUGCUUAAAUUUAGCAUUUAGCCUAAAGUUAUUACUUACUGAAGCUGCAAGUUUCACUUCUGUGUGACCAGUGUGAACCAGUGUGUGAAACAUGUCUUUCCGAACAUCAGGAAAUUUUACGGUAGCAACAAUCCUCAUGUUACUGGCAGGAGCUCAGUCUCAGGAGAGUGUAACUCUCUCCUCUCAGAGCCUCUGUGCUCUUACUGGAUCUGAAGUACAAAUCCCCUGCAAAUAUACAUCUAGUUCCUCCAGUGUCAGAGCGAGAGAGUGGUAUCAGGUCCAGAGAUCUGAUGGAGAACCACAAGACCUGAGCAAAGACCCUCAAUACUUAGGACGAGUUUCUAUAAGCACAUUGUGGAAUGACUGUACACUGAUAAUGUACAACGUGAAAGUAAGUGACUCUGGAGUUUAUAACUUCAGAUUUAGAACAUGGAGUAGUGAAUGGAUAUCUGCUUCAUCUGGACUUACUCUCACUGUUACAGACCUGCAGGUGAAGGUGGAUCCUGAGACUGUAGGACAGAGAGAGGUGAAACUCACCUGUAGCUCCACCUGCAGCUUCAGCAAGACCCCUCAGUACUACUGGUACAGGAAUGGACAGUACAGGUCAUAUAGAAAUGAUGCCUCCAUUAUGCUCCACUCCACCAGUGUAUCUGAUGAGGGCAGCUACUCCUGUAGUGUGUAUGGCAGCAGACAGCACUCUCCUGCAGUGUGUGUUCUGGGUAAACAGUGUUGGGGUGUGACUUACACUCCUAAACAUGUGUGUGCUCUGAAAGGCUCAUCUGUUGAUCUCUUCUGCUCUUAUAAAUACCCUGGAGGACACACAGUGACAAAAUCAUUCUGGUUUAUUAAAGUGCAGCAGGUUGGUGUUGAAGCUGUGGAUGUGAGAGAGGAAGAGAAGUAUGAGGGGAGAGUGCAGUAUAGACAGAGCUCCCAGAAUGACUGUAGUAUGACAGUCACUCACCUGAGAGAGAGUGACGCUCACACAUACAGGUUCAGAUUCCACACUGAUAGUACUGCGGGGAAAUACACUGGACGUCCUGGAGUAUCUCUCUCUGUCACAGAUCUGAAGAUUACAGUAUCAGACAGAAGUAGUCGAAAGCACCUGAUCUGCAGCUCCACCUGCACGCUGCCCAACAACCCCACCUACAUCUGGUACAGGAAUGGACAGCCUGUAUAUAACCAGAACACUAAUGGACUGUAUGUGUAUGACAGUAGUGAGGAUGCAGGCAGCUACUCCUGUGCUGUAAGAGGAUAUGAGGAGCUCCGCUCUCCUGCUGUCUGUGUUUAUGGAAAGGACGGCUGCUGGAGUGUAACUUACGUCACCCAGAGCAUCUGUGCUCUGAUUGGUUCAUCAGUGGACAUACACGGUUACUACACCUUCCCGGAUCAGCAGCCCACCCCCCAACCUGCCUGGUACGCCAGACUCCACCUACAGGUCAAAGAGCUGAGUCAUGCUGAUGACCGAGUGGAGGUUUUCAGUCACAGAGCUAAUGUGAACACACUAAGCCUGAAACAUCUCACAGAGAGUGACUCAGCAGAAUAUCUCCUCCGAUUUAAAGCCUCCUACAUGAUACACACAGACAGCUCUGCUGGUGUGUCUCUCUCUGUCACAGGCCUGAAGGUGAAUGUGGACUCUCCAGCAGUCCCAGGAUCAGAGGGACAGACAGUAACACUGAGCUGCAGCUCCACCUGCACUCUGCCCUACAACCCCACCUACAUCUGGUACAAGAACGGACAGCGUGUGUCUCACUGCACAUCUGUCUCCUGCUCUGUAUCUGCAGUCAGGGAUGCAGUCAGUUAUAGCUGUGCUACUGAAGGCCAUGAGAACCUUCUCUCUCCUCCUGUGUAUGCCCCUAGAAACACCAGAGCAUUGAUGGUUUCCUCUGGAGAGAGAGUGGAUGGAGAUUCAGUGACUCUGACCUGCAGCAGUGAGGCAAACCCUCCUGUUCUCACCUACUCCUGGUUUAAGCAGAGAGCAGCUGCAGACACACUGCUGGCAACAGACCAGAAUUACAGCAUCACCAACAUCAGCUCCCAGCACAGUGGACUCUACUACUGCACCGCUCACAACCAGCUGGGACAGCACAACUCCACCACCACCCUUCUGGUUGUGUUAUACCCUCCCAGAGUCCCGUCUGUUACUGACCGUGUGUCUGGUGACUCGGUGACACUGCUGUGCUACAGUGACUCCAACCCCAUCAGUAAUUACUCCUGGUACAAGAAGACAGGAAGUGGUGUUAUACUGUUGGGAAACAGCACCAAUUUAACUUUGGCUACAGGAGCAGUUGGACUUUUCUUUUGCACAGCUCAGAACCAAUUUGGAUCAAUGGACUCGUCAGAAUAUUCAGUUCCAAUAGGGAACCCAGCUGGGACAUACGCAGCUUCUGGAGUCACUGUGGGUUUGUUUCUGACUCUCACUGCUGUCUGUCUAUGGAUGAGGAGGGGAUCUGCAGCUGUCAGCAGAAGGAGUGAGGAGACCAGCACAAAUCAUGACUCUGCUCCUGUAUAUGAUAAUAUCUCAGCCCUGGCUAAGACCUGUGACUCCACAGUAUAUUCAGAUGAUCAGGAUGAAGUUCACUACUCCAGUGUUCAUUUCACACACUCCCACACACAGGAAGUGCUCUACUCCACUGUUCAACUGCCAAAGGCUCUUAUUCAAGGAGAGGAAGUAGAGUACGCCACAGUGAACAGCACCAAAACAAAAGUCCCCCCACAGUAGGCUAUGCAAAUGGCAUAGUUUAUUAUGUCUGUAUCACUGUUACACAUGGAGUGUAAGUUAUUUCUGAAGCAAAUAAUAUAAUAAAGUCAACUGAAUAAAUAAAUAUAAUUACAGCCCUUUUCCUAAGUUCUUCUUUAGCAAACAACAUAAAUUAUCAGAAAACAAUAGCAAAUAAUGUUAUUAUCCAUCUUUAAAUAAUUCUAUAUAUAAAGUAUGUUUGUAUUGUUGCAUUUGAAAGUGGUGAAAUUUUGAUUUUCAGUCUGACUUUUUAUUUUCUCAUGAGGGGAGGAUGGUUUAUACUGUACUGGUAAAUGCUUACUUUAAAUACUACUCAGAUGGGAUUAUUCUUCCUGUCAUAUAUCCUUUACUGCAAGACCUUUGUAAUAUUUUGUAAUAUUUUUGUAAUUUUUACAAUAUUUAUGAUAAAUUCGUACAGGAUAUGAAAUUGCAGUAUAAAUUACAGAGAUGGUAAUGGCUACUUAUUUUACACAUUGCUGUCAUGUAGCUUUUACUGAUCAGAACUACAAAACAUUACUGCUGUAUGAAAUAUUGUUAUCAGUCUAGUGCUUUAUAAAACAGGAGACUUGAAUUUGGUCUAAAUUCCUCACUCACUUAUCUGUAGUCCCCAUACAUUACACCCUCCUAAUAUUCUCUGCCACUCCAUUGCCAACUCAUGUAAAACUUUCUAUAUCCGCCACUGAUGGUUGUUGCCAUGGGAUUAGAGUAACUUGGUGUUAUUUCUAUUGGUCAGUUUAGGUAAAAGGUGCCAGAAUAUUGAUGAGGCAGCAGUCUGUAAAAAUAACUGACAUUGUGAAUUUGAUCAAAACAAAAGUAUUUGAGGAACUCCCGCUGCCCAUUUAAAACUUGACAUGUCCUAAUGUGGCUUUAGAUGGUAAGCAUAAACUUUUUAUUCAAAAUUAAAGUCUUGAAAAUAUGUUUUUUCUUUUGUGCUGAAUGCAGUUUUUUUUAUCCAUGUAAAGCUACAUGAGUUAGUACAUUUGCUCAGGGGAUAACAUGACCUCAGUCUUGUGAAAUUGCCCAGCAAGGACUAAACUCCAAUCUACAGCACAGUCCAAGAACCUGAGAAAAGCUUCACCCACCAUCAGACUCCAACCCCUCCAGAUAUAACAUGACCCACUAUCACACUCCAACACUUCCAGAUAUAACAUCACCCACCAUCAGACUCCAACUCCUCCAGAUAUAACAUCACCCACCAUCA
Molecule: messenger RNA, 3954 nt
Organism: Electrophorus electricus (electric eel)
Lineage: Eukaryota; Metazoa; Chordata; Actinopteri; Gymnotiformes; Gymnotidae
Source: RefSeq, a predicted model, not a curated record